AUGCCCCUUGUUUUGGUGCGCCCGACCAAUCGGACUCGCCAGCUGGAUUCUACGGGAGCCGCGAUGGGCCCGUCGUGGCGGCAACAGGACUCCCCUCCGCCGACCAGCACGCAUUGCGCAGGGCGCACCAGCGCCUGGCCCUCCUGCGGCUUUAACAGCCCUGACAUGGAAACACCAUUGCAGUGCCAGCCGGGCUUCUGCUCCGAGCAGCAGCAGCAGCAGCAGCAGCGCCCACACCCGCAUUACCAGCCCCCGCCAGCCGGCCACGAGAAGGCGGCGGCGCAGCAGCAGCAGCAGCAGUCCAGCCCCUGCCUCCCGUGCAACCACUGCGCCUUCUACGGGGCUGCGGCGGGCGCGGGCGAUAACGUGCCGCUGCUGCUCCGCACUUCGUCGCCGCUGGCGGGUGCCUUCCGGACGCGCUCGUCGCCGCUCUCGGGCUCGGCCGCCUCCUCCCGCCAGGGCAGCCAGCUCAGCGUGAGCGAGCUGACCCCUUCCAGCCAUGCCAGUUCGGCCAGGCAGCCCCACCACGCCGCCCAGCCCCACCACUCCCACUCCCACUCCCACCAGUGCCAUAGCCAGCAGCAGCAGCAGCAGCAGCAAGCGGGCAGCCCGCACAGCAGCGGCAGCGGCAGCGGCAGCGGCGGCCCCCUCCAGCAGCAGCAGCGGCGGGAGAGCAACGGCAACCCCUUCGCGGCGAUCGCCAUGAGCAGCUGCAGGUACAACGGCGGCGUCAUGCGGCCGCUCAGCAACCUCAGCUCGUCCCGCAGGAACCUCCACGAGCUGGACGCCGAGUCGCAGCCGCUCCAGCCGCCGCCGCCCCCCGCCAGCCCCAGCGCCUCGGCCGCCGCCGCCGCCGCCGCCGCCGGCCCGGAGAUCGUGGUGGCCAAGCCCGAGCACAACAACUCCAACAACUUGGCGCUGCACGGCUCGGCCGGCGGCGGCAGCCAGACCAACGGCGGCAAGUCGAGCAAGAAGAAGAACCAGAACAUCGGCUACAAGUUGGGCCACCGCCGGGCGCUCUUCGAGAAGCGCAAGCGCCUCAGCGACUACGCCCUCAUCUUCGGCAUGUUCGGCAUCGUGGUCAUGGUCAUCGAGACCGAGCUGUCCUGGGGCGCCUACACCAAGGAAUCGCUGUAUUCAUUAGCCCUAAAAUGCCUUAUUAGCCUCUCUACAAUCAUUCUGCUUGGUCUGAUUAUUGUAUACCACGCAAGAGAAAUUCAGUUGUUUAUGGUGGACAAUGGAGCCGAUGACUGGAGAAUAGCCAUGACUUAUGAGCGUAUUUUCUUCAUCUGCUUGGAAAUCUUAGUGUGUGCUAUACAUCCUAUCCCUGGCAACUAUACAUUCACAUGGACAGCCCGGCUUGCCUUCUCCUAUACCCCAUCUACAACGAUAGCUGAUGUGGAUAUUAUUUUAUCCAUACCCAUGUUCUUAAGACUAUAUCUUAUUGCCAGAGUUAUGCUUUUGCAUAGCAAACUUUUCACUGAUGCCUCAUCCAGAAGCAUUGGAGCACUAAAUAAGAUAAACUUCAAUACUCGUUUUGUUAUGAAGACUCUAAUGACAAUAUGUCCGGGAACUGUACUCUUGGUUUUUAGUAUCUCCUUAUGGAUAAUUGCUGCAUGGACUGUCAGAGCUUGUGAAAGGUAUCAUGAUCAACAGGAUGUUACUAGCAACUUCCUUGGAGCAAUGUGGUUGAUUUCAAUAACUUUUCUUUCAAUUGGAUAUGGUGAUAUGGUACCUAAUACAUACUGUGGGAAGGGAGUCUGCUUGCUUACUGGAAUAAUGGGUGCUGGGUGCACUGCACUGGUGGUAGCUGUGGUUGCAAGGAAAUUAGAACUUACCAAAGCUGAAAAACAUGUGCAUAAUUUCAUGAUGGAUACCCAGCUAACUAAAAGAGUGAAAAAUGCAGCUGCCAAUGUACUCAGGGAAACAUGGUUAAUUUAUAAAAAUACAAAGCUGGUAAAAAAGAUAGACCAUGCAAAAGUAAGGAAACAUCAGCGCAAAUUCUUGCAAGCUAUUCAUCAAUUAAGAAGUGUUAAAAUGGAACAGAGGAAACUGAAUGAUCAGGCAAACACUUUGGUGGACUUGGCAAAGACACAAAACAUCAUGUAUGAUAUGAUUUCUGACUUAAACGAAAGAAGCGAAGAUUUUGAGAAGAGGAUCGUCACCCUGGAAACAAAACUGGAAACAUUAAUUGGUAGCAUUCAAGCUCUCCCAGGACUGAUUAGCCAGACAAUCAGCCAGCAACAAAGGGAUUUCCUUGAAGCUCAGAUACAAAACUAUGACAAGCAUGUGACCUAUAGCGCAGAGCGAUCCAGGUCAUUGUCCAGGAGAAGGAGGUCCUCCUCUACAGCACCACCCACUUCAUCAGAGAGUAGCUAGAAGAGAAUAAGUUAACCAGAAAAUAAAGACUUCUUUGCCAUCAUAUGGUCAAUAUUUUAGCUUUUAUUGUAAAGCCUUAUGGUUCUAAUCAGUGUUAUCUGGGUUCUGAUGUCAGAAUUCUGGAAACCUGAACACAAAGUUUUAGGCCAAAAUGAGUGAAAACUCUUUUUUCUUUCAGAUGCACAGUGAAUGCACCUAUUAUUGCUAUAUAGAUUGUUCCUCCUGUAAUUAACUUUUUAUUCAUGCACUUCCAACAAACUUUACUACUACCGUAUACAAUAUAAUAAAAGGGUUAAU
Euleptes europaea (tarantolino) is the source of this 2676-nucleotide messenger RNA. It is a transcript of the gene KCNN2, whose product is annotated as potassium calcium-activated channel subfamily N member 2. The record is from RefSeq and is a predicted model, not a curated record. Bases 1 to 2379 code for a protein of 792 amino acids. Gene Ontology annotation, cellular component: plasma membrane; neuron projection; neuronal cell body. The transcript is spliced from 8 exons. Gene Ontology annotation, molecular function: calmodulin binding; small conductance calcium-activated potassium channel activity. NCBI's taxonomy places the organism in Eukaryota, Metazoa, Chordata, Lepidosauria, Squamata, Sphaerodactylidae. Gene Ontology annotation, biological process: potassium ion transmembrane transport.